Molecule: messenger RNA, 1196 nt
Organism: Cryptotermes secundus
Lineage: Eukaryota; Metazoa; Arthropoda; Insecta; Blattodea; Kalotermitidae
Product: general transcription factor 3C polypeptide 5
Biological process (GO): transcription initiation at RNA polymerase III promoter
Cellular component (GO): transcription factor TFIIIC complex
Source: RefSeq, a predicted model, not a curated record
AUGACCAUAAUGACUAUGAAACAGAAUGGUGGAGUAUUGUAUCAGAGAGUUUUGUUUAAUUGUAUGAACGUUUUAUAUUUAGGCUUGUAAAAUAAAUUAUUUGUCCAGUUGUAUACGAAUUUAACCAGCAUAAUUUGUGGACAUAUGUCACAGUAAAAGUAGCCGCUCUAAUAUACCUUCAAACCCUCCAUGCCAUAUAUAGGUUAGGACAAUGGAGAAUGGAGAUGAAUGUAACGUUCAUAAUUUUGACAGACAGUUAGUUCUUGUGGAGUACCCAGGAGUUGUUGAAAAUGAGGACAGAGCCAUUAGAACCUUGGGAGGAUUGCAAAACAUUUCAACGACUUACUCUUUAAAAAAUAGAAGGUUAGAGCUCCGUUUUCGACCUGAUGAUGCGUUUAGUAAGCCUGCUUGUGGUGAUCGACAUAAGACAUUGUCAUUACUCUUAAAAGUGAAAGUACGUCGUCAGAAAAAGAAAAAUGGCCAGCUUUUGGGUGAAUCUUCAGCAGAAGACUCAGACAGCUCUUCUAGCACAUUUUCUGCAGGGAGUUCUUUAAGAACGACUUGCAGUAUAGCUGUUGUGGGCAGAAUAGAAACAGCCUAUCGCUUUAGAAAUUUGUGUGACUUCCAGUAUGUCACCAUGAAUCCUCAGUUUGGUAGCCAUGGGCCAGCUGUGUGCGAAUAUAGUAACCUUGUUCCAAUUGGACUUCCUAAAGCUUCAUGGCUGACUGGAGAGGCACCAUAUUUCCUGCCACCAGCCGCUUUUUCGCGUAUGGAUACAAUGCAGCAAUAUCUGUACCGCAAGGAACCAGGAGAUGAUACCACUUCUCCUCCAAACAUAAUUGGUAGAACAAGACGUCGCAGAUCAGGUCAUGCAAUCUUUGUGACGUUUGACAUUGCAGAAAUUCCAAAGAAACCUCGGACCAUUGCAAUGAAACUGUUACGCCUCAAAUUUCUUGAUGGAAUUCAUCUUGAAACAGUCAGAAAGUUCUUUGAAGAACGCCCUAUUUGGUCCAAGAAUGCUCUUAUGUACCUGACAAAAUACACCAGAGGUCAGCUGAAGUAUCUAUUGCCUGCAGUUGGAUAUUACUUUGUAACUGGUCCAUGGAGAGUCAUGUGGAUUCGUUUUGGAUAUGAUCCGCGACUGGAUGCUGCUGCUCUGAAGUAUCAGACACUAGACUUCAGACUUCGAACUGCUG